AUGUCAUCGUCGCCGUGGAACGCGGGGGACGCCGAUGCGGACCCUGCCAUCAACGCUUGGUCUACGUUCGACGACAUGGUGUGGCUCGAGUUCGGUGCCGACGAUCACAUCGUGCCCGCGGAUGCCGCCAACGCCCACGGGGACUGGUCGGCGGAGAUGGGGUGCGCGGAGGAAAGGGGCGCACGGCCGGAUGGGGAAGGACUGGGGGCAAGCGGAGACAGGCGGUCGGUUCGCGAGAUGGAAACCGACGGAGCGCUCGGGGAGUGGAUGGCGGAGGCGGGGGGCGCACCCGGGCGGGACGUGGCGCAGAGGGGAGAGGAUGGCGUGCGGAAGGCGGGUAAAGUAGAAGCGGCGGACGAUUUUGCGUUGCAGCAGUGCGCGGAAAGGGAGGGCGGAGCGGGGCGAAGCGGGACAGGCUACGGAUAUGGUUACGGGAUGGGUUACGGGCAUGGGGAGUUCGGCGGUGGCAUAGGGGGGGGGGGCGGGGACGAGGGCGCGGUGAUGCGCAUGAUGGACGCGCACAUGCGCGCCAACAUGGGCAUGGAUGCGCGCGGUGGCGCUAGGGGCAUGAGCAUGGGCAUGGGCAUGGCCAUGGGGAUGGGGAUGGGGAUGGGGAUGCAGCAGAGCGAGGUGCGCGACGGAGGGGGGGACGCGCGCGUUGCGGAAGACGCGGACAUGGGGGAAGGGGGAGAGGAGGGGGCGGGAGAGAGGGAGAGGGCGUGCGAUGGAGGCGAGAGAGGGGCGAGUGGCGGCGGACGGGGCGGCGAGGCGGAGGGGGCUGCGGCAGUGGAGGCGGGCGGCGCAGUGGGGUGGAGUGGCGGGGAGUCAGCGGCGGAACACAGCGGGCUCGCCGUCCGCCCACUCCCGUUAGUGCCCCGCCCCCCUCUUAUUCACUCCCCACCCUUCCUCCCAAACAACUCCCGUUGCUUCUUCUCCUGUUCCCCCCCUCCCCGGUUCACCCCCACGUCAUCUGCUCUUCGCUUCAACGUUUUGAUUCCUUCGUCUCCCUUUCUCCCUUCCCUUUCCGCCUCCCGCCGUUCCCGUCUCCCCCAUCUCAGGGCAUCGGCGCUCCCUUCCGCCUGUGGGGGGAGCAUGGAGGAGCGGGCGGAGGGGAAUGCGGAGGGGAUGGCGGAGAGGGGUGGGGAGGGCGCAGGAGGGGUGAUGGCGGAGGGAGAGGGUGGCUUCAGAAACAGCAGCACGGGGGAGAAGGGGGGCGGAGGGGGGGACAGCGGAGAUGCACACGUGGGGGCGAGCGAGGGAGUGAGGGGGGAGGAGCGAGGCGCGGAGCAGGGUGGGGCGGAUUGGGCGAGGGAGAGCGCAGGCGCACACGAGGGGCGCGCAAGCGACAGGCGCGAGGGGGACGAGGAUGAGGGGCAGGCAGAGGGGAAGGGGAAGGACGAACGAGCAGGAGGAGCAGCAGAGGCAGUGGCAGCGAUGGGUGGAGGCAUACGGAGUGGUGUGAGCGAUGCGUGCACUCACCGCACACCAUCAGUCCGCACACUCCAUGCUCGCCCAUGCAUUCCAACGCCCCACUCACUCGCAGCACUCCCUUCUCUGAACCACUCUCGUGCUGCCUUGACACACACUCAUACCACCCCCCACCCCCAUUGCCCCUCCCGCCUGCUGCCUGCUGUGCAGCACUUGGCGCGGCGGCGAGUGUUGGCGCGGCGGCGCAACGAGAGGGAGCAGCGCGCGCCCGCAGCAAGGAAGACCGCCCACUCCGCUGCUGCUGCUGCGCCCGCCGCCCGCCCCGCCACCACCCACCCGCACCUGCACACCCACUCCCACUCGCACUCGCACUGUGCCACCCUGGCGUCCUCCUCGCCCACCGUGGCCUCCGCGCCCCCCCCUCUGCUGCGCCACUCCCUCAUCGCCUCCCCCUCCGCGCACCCCCCUUCCCCCUCCGUCUCCUCACUCCACCCUGCCCCUCUCCCGCGCUCUGUCCCCACGCCCUCCUCACUCCCCGCGCUGCCCUUCUUCCCCGCGCCCACGCCCUCGCCCGCGCCCACCCUGCCUGCCGCGUGCAUGCGGCCCCCCCACGUGCCCGCUGCGUUCCUCUCACCGCCACUGCCCGCCUCGCCUGCCGCCUUCGCCCUGCUCCGCCCCCACGCGCCCCCUGCUGCCCUGCUGGCGCGCGGCCUGGGGGCGGGGCAGCACCCCCUCGCCAUGGGGCAGCAGCAGCAGCAGCAGCAGCAGCAAGAUCAGCGGGUGCUGGGGCGGCAGAUGCUGCUGUACCAUCAGCAGCAGGUGCAGCAGGGGGUGAGCGAGGAGCAGCAGGCGCGGCAGCAUGAGAGUGUGGUGCAGAAGCAGUGGGUGGAGCAGCACGAGCAAGCGAGGAUGCACGAGGUGGAGACAGCACUGCUCGGCAGUGCCGGCACGAGCAGCGGCAAUCGCAUGAGCGCCAUUGGCGGCAUCAUGGCGGGCAGCAUGGCAGGCAGCAUGAUGGGCGGUGCAACGCAUUUGCUUCCUGCCAGCCUUGCAGCCCGCCAGGCUGCAGUGUUGGUCCGCCCCCCUCCCCCGCCCCCACCCAAGUGGCCUGCUUCUGUGCCUGCCUCGCUCCUUCCACCGCCUUCCCACCUGCCUCGCGCCUCCUCCCUUCCUUCUAGCACCCAAGCUUCCACCUCCACUGCCCCUCUCUCCACCUGCCCCUCCCCCUCUGUUGCCUCCACCCGCCUCUCACCCCGCGCCCUGCAACCUCCGUCCCCUGCCGCACCGCCUGCUGCUGCAACGCCGGCUCUAGCAGCAUCGGCCCUCACUGCUGCCACCGCUGCUGCUGCCGCCAGUGCAGGCCCAGCAGCAGCAGCAGCAGCAGCAGCAGCAGCAGCAGGAGGGGCAGGUGGGGCGUGCGCAAUGACGCCAGCGGAGAAGAUAGAGAAGCUGCGGCGGCGGCAGCAGAUGAAGGCGGCUCAGAUGAAGGCAGCUCAGGUGCAGCUGGCGCUGGAGCAGAGGAAGCUGGCGCGCCUGCACCACCUGCAUGCCGCCCACCACGCCCACCACCUGCACGCCGCCCAGCAACUAACUCACCUGCAGCACCUGCAGCAGGUGCAGUUGCAGCAGCAGAUGGAGGCGCAGCAGCAAUUGCGCGCGCAGGCGGCAUGCAGUGCGGCAGCUCACGCUGCUGCCAUUGCACCCCCUGCCACGCACCACCACCCACCCACCACCUCGGUACCAUUGGCAGCAACAUCAGCAGCAGCAACAGCAACAGCAGCAGCGGGUUCAAAUGAAGCAGCGGCUGUAGCAGUGGCAGCAGCAGUGGGCGCUACAGAUGUGCGUGGUGGUGCUGGCAGUGCCACCACCGCAGGCAGGUGCCCCGCGGCGUGGGCCCCACCUGACCUGGCAGCUGCUCGCCCUCUGGCCGUGGUGCUCAGCUCCAGCAACCUUGAGAGAUUCGUCACGUCAGCCUCCACGUCAGCUGCUGUAGGGGCAGGGCGAGACAGCAGCGCCGUGGUGGCAUCGUGUGGGGCGGGCGGAGGGCAGGGCGGGCGUGCAGUGGGCAGGGGCGAGGGCGGAGGGGACGCGGAGAGGGGCAGUACGGGUGGAACGGAAAGAGGAGGGGGUGGGGAGGGCGGGGAGGCUUCAGGCAGAGUGGAGGGGGGCGGCAGCAAGAGAGAGGAGGGGGAAGGGGAGGAGGGGUCAGUGGAGUGUGUGGUGCUGGGGCAGCUGGGCGACACCAUGAGCAAGUUGGACGUGGCCACGAGGCUGCUCAUCCGCGAUGCCUUGCUGCGCCUCGCCCACAGCGCCUCCCACCGCACCGCCGCUCCCCCUUCCCCCCCCGCCCCCCCGCCGCCUCCCCACUCCCUCUCCCUCACAUCCCCCUCCCUCCGCCGCCACUUGUCCGAGCCUACACCUGUUGCCAACCGCCGAGCCUCGUGCACAGCUUCGGAAGCAUCAGUGGCACGGAACAGCAGUGGUGGGCAGCACUCCGCGGUGGACGCCCAUGCCGCUCCGCGAGUUGCCCAUGCCGCUCCGGAGAGCGCAGGAGAGGCGGGCACGAACGCGGUGGAUAGGGCCAUCGCCAAUCUGCUCUUCCACCGCCCCUCGCCCCCCGCCCCUGCCCCACCUGCCGCCACCCCUGCUGCCACUGGGGUGCCCGCCAUGCCCCGCGCUGCUACUGCUCCAGGGGGCGUGCAGGGAGGUGCACGAGAGGCGGUGCUGGGAGGGCGGGGGGAUGGGGAAGGGCUGUGUGCAGCUCCUGCUGCCACUGCCGCCCCGCCCUGUGCUGCCAUGUCCACCCCACACUCUCACAGCACCUUCUCACCCCGCCCCUCCCCCAUGCACAUCUCGUCGCCUCCCUCCCCCCCAGCCCCCUCGCCUGCCCCUCAACGACACUCUCUUCUAGCCAGGGCUGCUCCGGACGUUCUUAUGGCAGGCUCGGAGGCAGGUUUGGCCGAGGCUGGGGGCAAGCUGGGCACGGGUGAGGGUGGUGGGAUGGAGGGUGGAGGAGCAGGGCGGCAGGUUGCAGGUGGGGAGAUGGGGGUGGCAGGAGAUAUUCCAGGUGGCGCCUGGCGGUGUCUCUCAGGUGCUGCUUCAGGUGUGUCUGAGGCAUCGCUGCCAUCCAGGCUUCCGGCGCUGCCUCCCACUCUCUCAGCGUCAUCAGGGCGGCCAGGUGGCGUGCUGCCAUUGGUGCGUGGCACGGGGGACGGCAGCAGUGGUGGCAGCAGCAGGGAUGCGCAGCAGGCAUUCAGUGAGAUGCUGUGCCGGCAGCAGCAGCAGCAGCAGCAGCAGCAGCAGCAGCAGCAGCAGCCGCCCUUCCAGGGCGCACACACAGGGGCAGGCCAGAACUCUGCCAUGCACGCGGUGCUGGGAGGAGGUGCCGCCAUGGGCGUGGGCAUUGUGUGGGCCUGA
This is a messenger RNA of Closterium sp. NIES-65, 4845 nucleotides long. The record is from the annotation of a GenBank genome assembly. NCBI's taxonomy places the organism in Eukaryota, Viridiplantae, Streptophyta, Zygnematophyceae, Desmidiales, Closteriaceae.